CUGGCCAUGGUGCAGGGCGCGCUGGAGCUGCGCACCAAGGUGGUGGAGGACGUGCUGACGCCGCUGGCCGACUGCUUCAUGCUCCGUGCUGAUGCCGUGUUGGACUUCGCUACCGUCUCCGAGAUCCUCCGCUCCGGCUACACGCGCAUCCCUGUCUACGAGGGUGACCGGCGAGACAACAUUGUUGACCUGCUCUUCGUCAAGGACCUGGCCUUCGUGGACCCCGAUGACUGCACCCCCUUGCAGACUGUCACCCGCUUCUACCGCCGCCCGCUCCACUGCGUCUUCAACGACACGCGCCUCGACACGCUGCUCGAGGAGUUCAAGAAGGGAAAGUCCCACCUGGCCAUUGUGCAGCGGGUGAACAACGAAGGGGAAGGAGACCCGUUCUACGAGGUGAUGGGCAUUGUCACCCUGGAGGAUGUCAUUGAGGAGAUCAUCAAGUCCGAGAUCCUGGAUGAGACGGACCUGUACACAAACAAUCGGAAGAAGGAGCGGGUGCCCCACCGGGGACGCAAGCCCCAGGACUUCUCCAUCUUCAGGCUCUCAGACAGUGAGAUGAAGGUGAAGAUCUCCCCGCAGCUCCUUCUAGCUACCCACCGGUUCAUGGCAACAGAAGUAGAGCCUUUCAAGUCCCCCUACCUCUCUGAGAAGAUCCUGCUGCGGCUCCUGAAACACCCCAGUGUCAUCCAGGAGCUCAAGUACGACCGCAAGAACAAGAAGGCAGCAGAGCAUUACCUGUACCAGCGCAACCGCCCUGUCGACUACUUUGUCCUCAUCCUACAGGGGAAAGUGGAGGUGGAGGUUGGCAAGGAAGGGCUGCGGUUUGAAAAUGGGGCAUUCACCUACUAUGGUGUCCCUGCCAUCAUGGCUGUUGUUUCCUCAGAUAAUGACAUGCGAAAAGUGGGCAGCCUGGCUGGAUCCUCCUUCCUAUUGAACAGGUCACCGUCACGGUGCAGUGGGCUCAACCGCUCCGAGUCCCCCAACCGGGAGCACAACGACUACGGGGGCAGCACCACGCAGCUCCACAGCAGCAGCAACAACAUCUACACACCUGACUACUCUGUGCACAUCCUCUGCGACGUGCAGUUUGUCAAGGUCACCCGGCAACAGUACCACAACGCGCUGGUAGCCAGCCGCAUGGACAGCUCACCCCAGUCCCCUGACAUGGAGGCCUUUGACAGGGAUUCAACCAAGGCCUCGACUACAAGAGGAACCCCACAGACACCCAAGGAAGAUGCCACCACCCUCCUGAAUGAGAGGAACAGUGAAUUUGGCAGCCGCUCUGAGGGGCCGCACAGUCCCAGCGAGUCGGUGUUCCUGCGCAUGGAGGGUAUCCCCUUCAUCCAGGAGGAGCUGGCUGACAAUGAGGAGAACAGCAAGCGGCAGAGUGAUGAGUGCUGCGGCACCAUCCUGGAGGCAGAGUCCCCGGGCAGAGAGGCUGGGACCAGCUCAUCACCAAGCAGCUCCGAGGAGACACUGGGCAAGAGGCUGCUGAGAUCCCUCAGUGGGCGCAAGCAGCAGCCAUCACCAGAGAGUGAGAAGAUGCCAGAGGAGAGCUCCAAUCUUGCCCCAUUAAUCACCUGA
Molecule: messenger RNA, 1587 nt
Organism: Chaetura pelagica (chimney swift)
Lineage: Eukaryota; Metazoa; Chordata; Aves; Apodiformes; Apodidae
Gene: CNNM1
Product: cyclin and CBS domain divalent metal cation transport mediator 1
Exons: 12
Biological process (GO): transport; magnesium ion homeostasis
Cellular component (GO): plasma membrane
Molecular function (GO): transmembrane transporter activity
Source: RefSeq, a predicted model, not a curated record